AUGGCUAACAGUGUGACCGUCAACAAAAAGGCUACGAGACGUACCUUCACUUGCAGUUUCUUUCGUGAGGAUGCAACACCUUUGGUUCAAUUGAGCACCCUGGUUACUGGGUCUAAUCGGGAUGAGUUCAGAGAGACUUAUGGCCACAUUCUGCUUAUGUUGACUACUCGUAUUGAUGAGUGGGGUCUCUAUACUCUUCUUCAGUUCUAUGAUUCUGAGUUGAGCUGCUUCACCUUUCAAGACUACCAACUGGCUCCCACCUUUGAAGAGUAUGCUGACAUUCUCAAGAUUAAGGUUCAACGUAAAAUCCCUUUUGUAUGUGUACCUGAGAAGCCAAAAAUGGAUCGAAUCGCUAGUGCUCUUUAUUUGAGCAUGAAGGAUGUUACGGAUAACUGGAAGCCUAAUGGUGGAACCCAUGGAUUCUAUGUAAGAUUUCUGAUGAAGAAGGCUGAAGCCCUUGCUAUUGAGAAAAAAUGGAAAGAAUUCAAUGCCCUCCUGGCCGUCAUGAUAUAUGGAUUAGUGAUGUUUCCGAAUAUUCCAAAUUUUAUCGAUCUUACUGCCAUUUGUCUCUUUAUGGAUCAAAAUCCUGUACCCACUCUGUUGGCCGACACUUAUUAUGCCAUCCAUUCUAGGUAUGGGAAAAAAGGAUUAGUUGGGGGUUGUUUACGGAUACUAUACGAAUGGUUUUCUUCACACUUGCCUAAAAGUGGAGCGUUUGUCACCACAAGAGACUCACAGAAAUGGCCUCAAAGGAUCAUGGGGCUAACUGCAAAUGACAUCGUCUGGUGUUGCAUCAGAAUGAGUAUAGAGGAAGUUAUAACUAGUUGUGGCAGUUUUGACAACGUUCCCCUCAUAGGAACGAAAGGUGUUAUCAAUUAUAACCCGAGGCUCGCAUUACGCCAGUUGGGAUUUGUGCUUAAAGACAAGCCUUUGGACAAAGAGAUAUUCGAAUCCGUUUGCUUUGAGAAGGGAACUGAUCUAGAGGGUUUGGAAAAAGUAAGAAGUGCCUAG
Messenger RNA from Vicia villosa (hairy vetch), 1011 nucleotides. RefSeq lists its product as uncharacterized. The transcript has a single exon. NCBI's taxonomy places the organism in Eukaryota, Viridiplantae, Streptophyta, Magnoliopsida, Fabales, Fabaceae. Bases 1 to 1011 code for a protein of 336 amino acids. The record is from RefSeq and is a predicted model, not a curated record.